Messenger RNA from Caenorhabditis elegans, 2218 nucleotides. It is a transcript of the gene eat-4, whose product is annotated as putative vesicular glutamate transporter eat-4. Gene Ontology annotation, cellular component: synapse; plasma membrane. Lineage: Eukaryota; Metazoa; Nematoda; Chromadorea; Rhabditida; Rhabditidae. The coding region runs from base 30 to 1760 and encodes 576 amino acids. The record is from RefSeq and is marked reviewed. Gene Ontology annotation, molecular function: transmembrane transporter activity. The transcript is spliced from 12 exons. Gene Ontology annotation, biological process: transmembrane transport.
CAUCAUCAUCAUCAUCAUUUUCAGAAACCAUGUCGUCAUGGAACGAGGCUUGGGAUCGUGGCAAACAAAUGGUUGGAGAGCCACUCGCCAAAAUGACUGCAGCAGCUGCAUCUGCAACUGGUGCAGCACCCCCACAGCAAAUGCAAGAAGAAGGAAACGAAAACCCGAUGCAAAUGCAUUCAAACAAAGUGCUUCAAGUUAUGGAGCAAACUUGGAUCGGAAAAUGCCGAAAACGUUGGCUUCUAGCUAUUCUUGCAAAUAUGGGAUUCAUGAUUUCAUUUGGAAUUCGAUGCAAUUUCGGUGCAGCCAAAACUCAUAUGUAUAAAAAUUAUACAGAUCCAUACGGAAAAGUUCAUAUGCAUGAAUUCAAUUGGACAAUAGAUGAGCUUAGUGUCAUGGAGAGUUCGUACUUUUACGGGUACUUAGUCACUCAGAUUCCGGCUGGUUUUCUUGCUGCAAAGUUUCCACCAAACAAACUAUUCGGAUUUGGAAUCGGAGUCGGAGCAUUUUUGAAUAUUCUCCUACCAUAUGGAUUUAAAGUGAAAAGUGACUACCUUGUGGCUUUCAUUCAAAUUACUCAAGGGCUUGUUCAGGGAGUUUGUUACCCUGCUAUGCAUGGUGUCUGGAGAUAUUGGGCCCCACCAAUGGAAAGAUCUAAACUAGCAACCACAGCAUUCACAGGAUCAUAUGCUGGAGCUGUUCUCGGUCUACCUUUAUCUGCUUUCUUGGUUUCAUACGUCUCAUGGGCUGCUCCAUUUUAUCUUUAUGGAGUAUGUGGUGUCAUUUGGGCGAUUCUUUGGUUCUGUGUCACUUUUGAGAAACCCGCGUUUCAUCCGACCAUAUCGCAAGAAGAGAAAAUAUUUAUCGAAGAUGCAAUUGGUCACGUCUCAAACACCCACCCAACGAUCCGAUCGAUUCCAUGGAAAGCAAUUGUCACUUCAAAGCCUGUGUGGGCAAUUAUUGUUGCGAACUUUGCUCGAAGCUGGACUUUCUAUCUCCUUUUGCAAAAUCAAUUGACUUAUAUGAAGGAAGCAUUGGGAAUGAAGAUCGCAGACUCCGGACUUCUUGCUGCAAUCCCCCAUUUGGUAAUGGGAUGCGUGGUCCUUAUGGGUGGACAACUCGCUGAUUAUCUCCGAUCCAACAAGAUCCUUUCCACCACUGCCGUUCGGAAGAUUUUCAAUUGUGGUGGUUUUGGAGGAGAAGCUGCAUUCAUGCUAAUUGUUGCAUAUACAACAAGUGAUACAACUGCUAUAAUGGCAUUGAUUGCUGCUGUUGGAAUGUCUGGAUUUGCUAUUUCUGGUUUCAACGUAAAUCAUUUGGACAUUGCUCCCCGUUAUGCAGCCAUCCUAAUGGGAUUCUCGAAUGGAAUCGGAACACUUGCCGGAUUAACUUGCCCAUUUGUGACUGAAGCAUUCACUGCUCACUCGAAACACGGAUGGACGAGUGUUUUCUUAUUAGCCAGUCUUAUUCACUUUACUGGAGUCACUUUUUAUGCUGUCUAUGCUUCCGGAGAACUUCAAGAAUGGGCAGAACCAAAAGAGGAGGAAGAAUGGUCGAAUAAGGAAUUGGUGAAUAAAACUGGAAUCAAUGGAACUGGAUACGGAGCUGCUGAGACUACAUUCACACAGUUACCAGCCGGUGUUGAUUCUUCUUAUCAAGCUCAGGCGGCUCCAGCUCCUGGAACCAACCCGUUCGCUUCAGCUUGGGAUGAACAUGGAUCCUCUGGAGUUGUGGAAAAUCCGCAUUAUCAGCAGUGGUAGUGAUAAAUAACGUCUAGUUAGGAUACCUUCUAAAAAUUUUAAUUUAUUUAUUUAAUUCUCUCAGUUAUUCCUAAUAUCUUAUGUUAACUUAAGUUCUAUUGCCUAGUUGCGAAAAACCAGAACUACAAUACCAGGUCUCAAAGCGAUCGAUUUUCUCAAACUUACAACAUCUUCAAGGAUUCCUGUAGUUGCUAACGUCUUUUCACCCGUUUUUUCAAAUUUAUUGAAACAAAUUUUUUUGAAGCAACGGGAGAAAAACUUUAGCAACUACAGUACUUAAAGGCGCACGCUAUUUUGAGAUUCAAAAAAUCGAUCGCUUCGAGACCCUGGAGCAAAAUUCGCUAAAUUAGCAUCUGGAUAAUACAAAAGCAAGAAUCAGUUGCGAUUGAAACUUUUUUAUUUAAUUCUUCUUGCGAUCUCAUAUCGUUCUGCAAUAAAUUGAUUUUUCAUUUUAAAAC